UCAGCCAAUGGGAGGCGCCGUAACAUCUUCAAAUCUAGGUCGGAAAGGGCGCAGGCGUCAUCAAGAUGGCGGACAAGUUUACGAGGAAGAUUUUCUUUUCCGCCGAAACAAUUUAUAUUUCUCACGAUCGGCGGUGCCUGUUGGCUCUCUGAGGCGCUCACAUAGUGGAUUUAGCUGUCAGUAUCCCGAAGGACGCUGUUAUUCUAGAGAGAGGAGCAUAUUUCGUUGGACUCUCGUUGGUUGGGAUAGGAGUCACAAUGCCGCGCUACGGCGUCAAAACUUACAGCCGGGGAGCAACAAAACCCAAGGUGGAGGAGCCCACCAACAAGUUCGACCAGGUGUUCGGCGGCGAUUCGAAGCGACCUUUGGCCGCGAAAGCGUCCUCGAAGACGCAGAAAUGGGGCAACACGACGUUCACCGCCGUGCGCAUGACCAGGAGGCACAACGUGGAGAACGAACAGCUGGUCGAGCACAAGCGACGGCGGCUGAACAGCGACGAUCCCUUCAGUUUCGACAGCAGCGACGACGAUCAUUCUUCUCGGAAGGGGCUUCGGACUUCCCCUCGGAAGAAUAUUCCCGCGGAGGAGCAUUCGUACACGUCGCUGUGCAAGCCCGCCCCGCCUCAGAGCAUGGGCGAGCAUUCAUACACUGCGCGAUCGGUCCACAAGCCGGUGCAACCACCAAAAGCGACGGGCGAUCACGCGUACGUUUCCAUGCACAGACCCCCCGUUCAGAGUGUAAAAGAUGACCACACUUACCUAUCAUCCCCUCAGAAAAAGUCAACAAGUGACCAUGCAUACUCAUCUAUCCAGAAGCCUUCUGUACGAAAUGCGUCGGACGAUUAUUCAGAUCACUCCUAUGCCCAUCAUUUAGCGACAACCUCGGUGUUAGCACCGCAGGCGAAGGCUGUUCCUUCAAGCGAACCAGCCGACCACUCAUAUGCAGCCCAUUCCAAGCCCGCGGCGACCAAGAACGCGCCCAAGGAACAUUCGUAUGCUGCUUCCUCGGUGAAGUCCAACGUGUCAAAAACAAAACUGAAAGAAGGCAAGGUGACGGCGGAACUUCUGUUUGACCGAGCCGUCGCUGCAGUUUCAAAAUCAAAUCAGGCAGCUGAAUCCUCAUCACCUAAGGACAAUUUUGAUAUGCCAUCGUCAAUAUCACGUUCGAGGGUAAAAGAAACGCCAGCAGCUAGAGUUGAAGACGACCCUUUCAUUUUUGCCUCCCCGAAAAAGAACAGUGUCAACUCAGGGAAAGACGCUUUCGAUUUCUCGGACUCGGAUGACGGGCUAUCGUCAGAUUCUGAGAGAAAGGAACAGGGUAGACCCUCGUGGAGCAGGAUAACGAAUAGCCAGGGCGGCGGGGUAGCCUCCGGCGGUACAAACUGGGCACGUACCUGCGCCAAGGCAGAUUCGAGCACGGCGGGUGCAGGUAGCAGCAAUAGCAUGACUUUAGAUGAGAGGUGGGCGAGCAUAACCAAGUCUCGCCCUCCCGUUCGAGCGUACACUUGGAACAGCUCGCAAUCAUCUGACGACGACGAGUCACCGAAAUGGCCCGGCCUUCCCCAAACCAGGACUAUAUCCGGAGGCCAGCCGAGGGUUCGAAUCGUGGUGGGUACGGCCAGAAAGACGGGGCCUACCACCACGGCUAACACGUCAGCGCCUAGUAGUACUAGUACUGCAAGUAUACCAGUGUCUUGCGUAAGCAGCAGAGUCGGCUCAAGUAUUACCAGUAAGAGUACUACCGCGUGUACAGCACAAACUGCAGUUGCCUCCACAGCCAACAGGUCGCAGACCGCGCUCAAAUCUUACGCGUCGAGACUCUCGUACGCUCCGCCAAGCGACGAGGGUUCCUUACCGUCGUCCUCACAGGGUUCUACUACUAGCAGCAGGUUGUCGUCGUCACAGCCCAGCACGAGCGGGUUCGCCUCUCUUUCGCAGCCCAGCACGAGCAAGGGCAGCCCGAAAAAGUACACGAGCAAGGGCAGCCAGAGCUUGCCAUCGUCACAGUCGAGUGAGAGGGACGAGGAUCCAUUCGGGUUCGGCGAGGAAGAGUUGCCGUCUCGGUCGCAGCCGACCGCCAGCGGGGAACCCAGGAAGCCGCGCAAAUUCUACAGCCCGAAAAAGUCGCCUGCUAAGGUGAGGUACAAUCCGCGUCCGUGGCAACCAAGCACCUCCGAGAGCUUCGAUCCAACUCUGAUGCCCCCUCCUCCCCCACCCAAGGAUGCGGAUGUUUACGAUCACGAUGAUGAUGAUGAUGAGCCUGCCACCGCGCCCCUGCUGCUGACACGCAGAACGUCGGUGGCCCAGCGUUCCCAUCAUGCACCAGUCACGGCACUGAGGGUUCCUCGCGAACAGAAAGAGCUGUACACUGUGGUGAGUAACGUGAAGAACUACAAUGACUGUAUCGAGCUGGGAGAGACGCAGGAGUUCUCUGAUGACAUAGAGUACCUGCUGGACGGACUCAAGAGCACAGUGAGUGCAGGAACAAGAUGUCUCAGUUUGAUCAGCCUGGCGACCAAGUGCUUGGCCCCGAUCUUCCGUCUGCAGUUGCGAGCGCACGGCACGGUCAACAAGGUGUUCGGGGAACUCCAGGAUGCUGCGUCAGAUCCGGCCCUGUCCCUGUGCACGGCCCUGUUGAUGUACAUGCUGAGUCGAGACCGGAUGAACAUGGACCUGGACUCCACCUGCCUGCAGCUGAUGAUCCAACUGCUGAGUGUGGACGCCCAGGUGGCAGACCCGGCGGACGGGGCCGUGCGAGGUCGGGAGUUCAACAAGAUCAGGGAGAAGGUCCAGCAGCUCUGCGAGAAGACCAACAACAAACAUCUGAAGAUGAAUAAGAUUUCUAUGACCUUCAUGAACACGGACAAUCAGGGGUACCUCCUGUCCUACAAGGGCGGGGAGCUGGUGGGCACGGUGGUGCGCGCGCUCCAGUCCUUCACCAGGAUGUGCCAGCACUUCUCCGACGACGACUCCCUCCCGCUGAACGGGCAGCACGAGGAGGACGACAGCGUGCUCGCCACGCCGGGAACGGUCGUGCGCAGCUGUCUGCUGGCGCUACUCAGGGUGCUGCUCAACCUCACUCAUGACAACGAGUGGGGUAGUACGAAGGUAGGAGAGCAGCCUGGCUUGUUGAAGACAGCUCUCCUGUGUGUCCUCCAGGCACCACAGUACCUCCCUGCAGAGCAGCGAUUCGACAUGCACGUACUGGGUCUGGGACUCCUCAUCAACCUUCUGGAGCACAGUGCCAAGAACCGCCGCCUGCUGACGGAAACGUGGGCACCGUUUGCGUACGAUUCUGUCGGCACAAGUCCCGAACGCCGUGCCGUGGAAACCACCGCAGUAGAGGCUUUGAUAAAGCUAUUCCUCGACAGAGAGGCGGCCGCGCGGGAGGCUGAGGGUACCACGGAGCAGGCCGAGCAGAGCGGGGAGUGGCGCGUGACGGGAGACGGACUGGAGUGGGUCAGCGGGGACAGCAAGGAGGAGCAAGAGGAGAAGGAAGAGGAAGAACCCAGCUCACAGGAGGAUGAGAAGGAUGUGCUCUCCAAAGCACUUCAUAAAGCAGGGAAGCACAUGGAAGACAGCAUUGUGUCGUCUUAUGUAGCACUGCUGCUGGGGUGUUUUGUACAGGAGAGUGAGGGUAAUGUAGAGUCAGUGAGGAAGCAUCUUCCUAACGGAGACUUCAGCAGGAUGGUCACCAUGCUGAAAAAGUUCCUGUCCUUCAUCAGUCUCACGAAUGCUGUUGGAAACAAAGGUGAUAUGAAGAUAGCCCACAUCAUUGAUGUACUGGAGGAAUGCUAGCCACUGCCGCCGUACCUGUACAUAUCUUUAUAUACAUAUGAUAAUACUCUUCUUAUGGGACUUCUGUAGUAUGUCCAACUACUCUCCGAUAUACAACAAAGAAAUAUGGGACCAUUUUUGACUACUGGCCCUAAUGAUUAGUAAAUGAUGAGUUAGUGACAGUGUACAGACAAAAAAAACUUAUAGAUCAUCGUUGUUGAUUUUGUAGCACGGAUGACACAUUCCACCCAAAUGUAGAGUAACUUCACCAAACACAUUUUCACUCUUGAGCACACACACAAGUUUCUUCUUUUUUUUUCUCUGACUUUCUGUUUUUGCUUGUAAACAUAUAAAGAAAGUAAAGUCCAUUCAGGGUGAGGAAAAGUCGUAGUCAGUAUCGGUAUUGUCUAAAUGUGGGAAACAUUUCCUGGCUGGCUUCUUUUCAUUUUCGGUAGUUAUUUUGCCAUAAAUGUGAACACUUUGGAUUUUUAUCUAGGGCCUAGGAAAAAAUGCUGUGUUUCCUAUUCCCUGACUGACCAAUAGUGCUGAGUACCUAAACUCGUAUUCAGAAUUCAUCUCCAGCAUUUGAGGUUCAGGUCUGGACUUGUAAGUCUGGACUAUCAUUGCAAGUACGGACUUGGUUCCCAACAUUUAGGUUUUUUUACUUAGGCCUAAAUGUUUCUACAAGUCCAGUUCCAGUUCCGGGUUUUAGGUACGCAGCACUACCGACCAUAGCAAAAACCUGCCAUCCCUAGCCACCCCUUGGGGAGGGGGGUGUUGCAGUGCACGACUGCUGGCAAGGGAAAUGAAAUUUUCGAUCUGAACCUGAUAUCUGAGUGAUGAAAUUCAAAACAGUAUUUCAAAAGCUAUUAAGAGUUCAUGUUGUAAACAUUGCAUUUCUUUGUUCAGUUAGUUGAUAUUCAUGUACUUGAGCUUGUCCAAUGGAUACCUGUGUGAUUGUGUAAUGAUAUGGAUAAAAACAGUGUUCUGAUGCAUUUCAGUAUUACUGUAUCUAUUGGAUCACUUCGGAUUAACAUCUUAAAAAAUUUUUUAAAAAACUACCGACCUUUUUUUUUCAUUACUGCACUCGAAACUUACUCCCUGUAGUCGGAAACACAGCAUUAAUUCCUAGGCCUAACAAUUAUAAAGCAGUCUGCAUCCCUAAUGCAUUGCCAAAGAAUCAUGGAUGGUUACAAUGUCGCAGUUUCAGUAGCUACAAUAUUACAUGGUGUUACAGUGGUAUACAUGUUCUAGUAUAUUAUGAAUAUAUAUGAUUGAGAAUUUUUUUCGAAAGUGGCAUAAACGAAUAUGUGACACCUACUAGAGUUAUGAUAAGCAGUGUGCAUGUUGUAUUUCGUUUUAUUACCCAUUGGAUUCGAACCCUAGCCCUCUAGCUUUGAUGUAAAAAUACUACCAGACUUAUUUGUGUUGUAGAUCAAGUCAUGCCUUUGAUUGUGUAAACAAACGACACUUCUAACUCUAGCCAGCUUGGUGGUGUAUCCCUUGUUAAAAUUGACUUUGUGAGAAGGUAUACUUGUACGAUUUCUGGAUUGUGUGGAUUGGCAACGCUCUACGAUGGUACACUCUUCAGAAAGAAGGCGUUGUUGUAAAUAAAAGAGUAAAAAAGCAGGGUAAAUUUGUAAACCAUUUCACUGAUUCUGGCUGAAGUGGAACCUUUCCCUGGAUUUCAGAAGUUGUCAUUUCAGUACAUAUUUUCAACUCAAUAUAAUGAUACUGAGUGGCAGGGAAAAAGCAAACACCUGGGUGAAUGUCCCCAAAUUUGGCACUGUUUUGGCAAAAAUUAGAGCACUAUUGUGUAAACUAAAUUCGCGUUCAUUGUCACAGUUGUCAAGCAUGCGAAAAAUAUGGAAUAAAAGUGGUCAGGAAGGUUGAACAAUAACAUAACACAGAGAAUAUGGUAUGCCACAUAAUAAGAUUUUUUUUUUUUCAUUCUUUCGCAUCUUUUGUUGACGGUGACAUUAAAUGGCGUUGGUAUUUUUUCCGAUAUUUUUUUUGCAAUCUACGGCUCAUUUCGUGGCUGCUUUGUACAAUUUAGAGUAUAGUUCAAAAAUUGAUGCAGGCACAAUGUCAUCCAUAUAAUCAAAUCAACAUGGCCUAAGUUAUACACGACUAUAAAGCAGGUGCCUUCUUGACACCAUGAAAAUCUUGUUAUUUGUCAAUGAAAAAAACAAUAUCAACGCACUAUUCUUGAGUUUUGUACUUAGAGAAAAUAUAUGGCAAAGAAUAUGGUCUAUAGAUCUAUUCCAGGCUACUUGUCAAUAUUUUAGAAAAUGAUUUUUACUUAGAUUUCUACAUGUAAUGACUGAAUAGAUUUCACUUGUCAUCUUUGAGCAGCCUAUAUAGAAUUCUCAAUACAGACUUCUGGACUUUCAAAAAAAUGUACUGAUAGUUAUGACCAUGAAGAAUGUAUAUGUAGCAGAUGAAUUUGAAAGUAGAACUUUGUUGAACUUUGUUACAAAUUCUUUGCACCAAAUGAAUUUAUGACAUUGUGUAUAUUUUCUCAUCCCUCACACAGACACUCACACUCACUUAAACUUCUUACACCUUCACUAGAUUUGUUUUGUGGAUUAAAGAGUCUAAGAAAAAUGGGCCCAAGACUAUAUGGAGAUUAGAUACUAUGUAACUGUUUAAUAUUAAGAGUGGGCCUUUUUUCGAGAUAUUUUUUCUGACAUUUCGUUUUUCUUCAGAUACAAGUAGGACUGUGCCAGUACAGUGGUAUUUGCCAUGUAGGUUGGUUUGUAUCCCACGCUAGGCUAAUCUGUGUAUUGGUCGGUCGAAAGUAAUGUAUUUGUAAAUCUGUGUGUACAAUUUUGUCAAUAAAGACUGAUACAAAAAUA
This is a messenger RNA of Branchiostoma floridae (Florida lancelet), 6634 nucleotides long. Its product is annotated as wings apart-like protein homolog. The record is from RefSeq and is a predicted model, not a curated record. NCBI's taxonomy places the organism in Eukaryota, Metazoa, Chordata, Leptocardii, Amphioxiformes, Branchiostomatidae. Gene Ontology annotation, biological process: regulation of chromosome condensation.